AUGCCUUAUAUUCGAUUCACGGAAAUCUCACGUGCUGAUUUCUACGAUAAAGUUCGACCAUAUAAACAGAUUCUCGGUCAUGAAUUAUAUGAAGAGAUGAUGGAAUUCCAUUUUAAAGAUAAAAGACCAAAUAAUGCUGAUUUACCGGCAAGAAUAGCGUACUCCAGGAUCGAUUCCGUUAUCUUAAAACCAAAGCAUGCCGCCGUUAUUUCAAAUUGGAUCGAGCGAAAAGAAUCCCCAUUUAUUUUUUCUAAAAAGAAUGCUUACCAAUUUAAUCUAAUUUAUCGCGGAACUCGUGAUGGUUUUAGUAACGUAGCCAUAAUAAAUAGAUGCCAAAAUCAUGGUGCGUACGUUGUCGUUAUAAAAAUUAGAGGAUCUAAUAAGGUUGUUGGUGGUUACAAUUCUUUAGGUUAUCGAAGAAGUAUGAACAAUACUCAAAGUUUCCAAUCUGGAUUUUUAACUCAAAUGGAAUGGAAGUAUAGCCUUGAUAGUUUUUUGUUUUAUUCUGAUGAUAUGAAAAAUAUAAAAACAAUGCAUUUGAGCAGAGUUAGUACUCCUAAUCAAGCUCAUUAUGCUUCUACUCAUCACGCUGUAAAUUUUGGUAAUAGUGAUCUAAUUUGUAACGGUUUGGCUGGCUCUUGUUAUAAAAAUUAUUAUCAGUAUAGGCUUUUAGAAUCGGAAUUUACUACCGAAGAAAUUGAGAUAUUUGCCGUAAAUCCUCAAUAA
Messenger RNA from Dentiscutata erythropus, 726 nucleotides. The record is from the annotation of a GenBank genome assembly. Lineage: Eukaryota; Fungi; Glomeromycota; Glomeromycetes; Diversisporales; Gigasporaceae.